GCCGCGUUGGGGCCCUUUGUGGGGGGGACGUGGCUGAGGCCUAAAGGCCGCGAUGAGGCCCAGUGCUGCGAGGCGGCUACAGGACGGGUGCUGGGGUCGGUGCUGCGGGGGGGUCCCGAGGAAGUGGCGGCCGCCGUGGGGCGGCGGAGGCGGCGGCGGCUCAAUGGGGGAAAAUGGCGGCGGAGGAGAGGGCGCUGAGAUUGGAGCGGUUGGCGGAAGUGUUAGAGCGGAAGGCGGAGGUGGUGGCGGAAGUGGAGGCCGUGGCGCUGGGGCGGCCAUGUUGGGUGGGAAGCGGCGAUGACCUCAGCCUGGGGA
This is a messenger RNA of Meleagris gallopavo (turkey), 315 nucleotides long. The record is from RefSeq and is a predicted model, not a curated record. Lineage: Eukaryota; Metazoa; Chordata; Aves; Galliformes; Phasianidae.